Messenger RNA from Paramecium octaurelia, 2358 nucleotides. Lineage: Eukaryota; Ciliophora; Oligohymenophorea; Peniculida; Parameciidae. The record is from the annotation of a GenBank genome assembly.
AUUCCAUGGGUGGGUGCGGAGGAAAGCCAUAAAAAAGAAAUAAAAAGCCUUACAUUAUACCAAAAACAUUAGAAUAGCAAUGUAUUAUUAAUCCUAAGUUAGUUAAUGCUAUUGAAAUUGAUUUACUAUAUCUAAUAUAUUAAGACUUGGCAUCACGAAAUGUCGAAAACUUAGUCAACAAGACAGCCUUUACAGAUUUCUUCACAAUGAUUGGGUUGUGGGGUGAACUUGUUUUUGAAUAUUUUAACUAAGAAAACCAUAGUCUAUUGAAUUUUGAGCAAUUUUUAAAAGGAGUUGUUCAUUACAUAAAAUGUGAUGAGGAUCAAAAAAUUCAACAUCUUUUUAAACUAUAUGAUCUAGAUAAACAAGGAUUGAUUAGAAAAGGUGAGUUUCUGCAAAUGGUAACACAUUAAAAUUUAACAAUUAGAUAUAAAACUACCCUAGAGAGGAUUUGAUCAAAUUGCUUGAUGACCCUAUGUUUUUGGAUGAUCUAAAAAUUCUAAAGUAUUAUGAGACAAAGGAGAUGAUCAACUAAAAAAAAUUAUAACCAAAGCGAGCUGAUGAACAAGAGUUUACAGAAUCAGGUAAUAAAAUUAUCUUUAGAAUAGUGCAGGCAAUUCAAAGAAGAAGUUCUUUAAGUGGAGAAAUAUAAUCAAUCUAAGGGGCUAAAUCAGGUGAAUCUAUACAUGGAUCUUAAACUAAUUUGCCUGCUUUCAAUGAAUAAAGUGUUGUUAUGAUGUUUCCGAAUGAGAGUAUGAUUGGACCAACUGGUGUUCCGAUGGGAUAGUUUGGUUAAAAUAUCACUUUCAAUAUUAAUGGAAAAUUGGUUGAAUUAAAAAGGGUCAAUAUUAAUUACCUAGUUCAUAAGUAUGUGAAUAUGAUUUACAAGCAUAAAGCCAAAAAUGAUUAGGGGUAUUAAUGUUUCUUAAUUUAGUUUAUCACUUGAGGAUUUCAAAUCUUUUGUAAAACUGCAUCCAAAAAUAUUUGAAGGUCUUUACAAAGCCUUUAAUUUUGAUGUUUGGGGCUGUGAUGCUAAUUCUUCAGUUCCUCGUUUGAUGAUGGCACCAAAGGAUCUUGAAGGAGAAGUCAAAAAAAUCAGCAAGAAAAAUCCUAAGAUUACUAACACCAGAUACUUUAAGUUAAUGCAGAGAUUCUGUCUAUCUUUUAAGAAAAAAGAAUCCACUUUACCUUCAAGUAUGCAAUGCUGAUUAAUCUUUAGAGAUAUUUUGCCUUGAUGGAUUGACAAUACAGGAGAAAGUUAACAACUAGGAGUAAUAAUAUGGAUUUGAAGUGUCUCAUAAAGAUAAAUUGUAUUCAACUAGAACAUAUAUGUGUCAAGAUUUCGAAGAUUAUAAAAGAUGGACAAACAGUUUAUAAAUGUUUCAAAAGUAUUUAAUUUUUCUAUCUUUUAGAGCUUCUGUUAAUGAUUAUUAUUCUAUUCUUUAGAAGAUUGGAGAAGGCAAAUUUUCGAUAGUUUAUCUUUGUGAAUGCAAAAAGGAUAGACAAACAUUAGCUAUCAAAAUUAUUGAAAAGUUUAAAUUAUCAAAAUCUGAAAAAUUAAUGCUUGCGUAAUUUUAGUAUUUAGUUGUAGUCAUGAGGUAGAAAUCAUGAAAUUGCUUAAUCACUCUUGCAUUGUCCGUUUCCAUGAAAUUAUUGAAACAAAAACUCAUUUAAACAUCAUAACUGAAGUCGUAAGAGAUGGAGAUUUAUUUGAUUACAUAAUUAAAAAUGAAAACAUUAAUGAGCAAGAGGCAUCCUUAAUAAUGAGUUAGCUUUUUGAUACUCUAAAUUAUGUUCACAGUGUUGGCAUUGUACAUAGAGAUUUAAAACCAGAAAAUAUUAUGAUUGUAUUGGAUACUACAAAAAAAAAUGUUAAAUAAGUAAAAAUUAUUGAUUUUGGUUUUGCCAACUUUUUGACAAAUAUCUAAACUAAAGAAGGAGAAGCUCUUUGCGGAACGACUAAUUAUUUAGCACCUGAAAGUUUAGAAUAAAAGAAAAUAGAUUUUAAAGUUGACAAUUUUGCCUUAGGAGUUAUCCUAUACUUUUUACUUUCAGGUAAUUCAAAAAUUUCAAUUAAAUUAGGGUACUUACCCUUUGAUUCUGAAUUUCCAGAGGAUAUUAUAAAAAAUAUCAUUGAAUGCAAAUAUGAUCUCCAAGAAGAGUUUUGGCAAUAGAUUUCAGAGGAUGCAAAAGAUUUAAUAAAGAAAUUAUUAAUAAAAGAACCUGAAGAAAGAAUUACUUUACAAUCAGCUUUAGAGCAUCCAUGGAUUAAAGUAUAAAUUUAAAAUUAUGAAGAACCGAAAUUCACUGCCUACAAAGAAAGCCUAGAGAGUCAAUAAAAGAUUAGGUUUAUUUUGA